AUGUCGUCAUCUAGUCCAGCAAUCCCUGCCACAGUCGCUGCUUCGGGAAUGUCGGCAGCUGCCAGCGAGGAAUUCUGGAGCAACUCUGUCGAUAUCGUGUUCAACAUACAAUGGGCGAAAGAUCUCCAAAACAAGAUACAUGAGUUUCUCAAGAAUAACAUCGAAUGGUUGGGUAUUGCUCAUGACGGUGGAUCUGGACCUGCUGCUAGUAGUGGGGGUGAAGCUGGCGGGAAGAAAAUGCUUGACUUUGCUUGUGGUAAUGGAUUUCUGACGAGGGUCUACCAUCCCUUCUUCAUCAAAUGCGUUGGCGUCGACAUUGCGUCUGGGAUGAUCAAAAAGUACAACGAAGCUGCCAUUGAGCUGGGUCUAGGGCCGGAGAAAAUGUACGGCGUGCGCGGAGACAUAUUUGCGCCGACACCGACUAAAGCAGGUGAUGUAGUCGCAACCGCAGUCGUAGGCACUGACCUAUCUCGAGAAGAAUUCUUCAAUUUCGACUUCGUGGGAAUCGCCCUUGCGCUUCACCACAUGGAAGAUCCUGAGAGUACCAUUGUGAAGUUGGUGGAGAGAUUGAAGAGCGGUGGUACGUUUUUGGCGAUUGAUCGGGUGGAGCCGGAGCCGGGGUCGGAGUCAGAAGGGAAGGAAGGGUGCGGUUUCAAAGGGCAUCACCAUCAACACCACCAUUACCAGCAUCAUCACCAUCAGGAGGAUGGUCCCCAUAAAGGCUGUGGCCAUAAACAUUGCGCUGCAGCUGCAGACCACCUCAGCCAAGCCGCACAUACCAUUUCCCACAAGCACAACAAGUUCUCCCGUCAGCAAGUCAAGGACAUGUUUGGCCGUGCUGGGUUGACAGAUGUGGACAUAUUGGUCACGGACUGGACGGUGGAAUUGCCAAAUGUGCCAAAUGGGGUAAACAAGCUGUUCUUUGCAAGGGGGAGAAAGGUGUGA
Messenger RNA from Paracoccidioides brasiliensis Pb18, 945 nucleotides. RefSeq lists its product as uncharacterized. The coding region runs from base 1 to 945 and encodes 314 amino acids. The record is from RefSeq and is a predicted model, not a curated record. The transcript is spliced from 3 exons.